Molecule: messenger RNA, 3306 nt
Organism: Rangifer tarandus platyrhynchus (Svalbard reindeer)
Lineage: Eukaryota; Metazoa; Chordata; Mammalia; Artiodactyla; Cervidae
Source: the annotation of a GenBank genome assembly
AUGGAUUAUCUGACCAUUGAAGUUGAGGAAAAUGCUGUGACUACAGAAGAUGCUUCUUUGUCCCCAGAGCAGAGCACAGAAGGAAUGGAGCCUCCUGGAGAGCCUCUUCCUGUUGAGUUCCAGGAAUUGACAACAGUCAAGGAUGAGGAAAUGGACUUUACCUGUGUGGAGGAGGAACAGAUAAAUUCUGCCCGAAGGUACAUGGGCAUGGAUAUGAAGGUGGAGAAUUGUGGGAACCUGGUAUUUUGGGAUUCUGAAUCUACACCUGAAACUAAAGUGUCCCUUUCAAUGCAGGAAGUUUCUGAAGGAGUAUCAUCAGAAAGGGAGCUGAUAAUAGAAAGACUUAUAAAGGAUGAUUCCUGGGACUCCAGAUGGAUAGAAACCUGGGAAUAUGGAGGCAUGUUAGAAAGGCAGCAAGGAAAUCAGAAGAAAGAUUUAAGGCAAGUCAUAAUUAGGCACAAGAGAAACCCUAUGGAGGAUUGUACUGAAAUAGGGGCAAGUUCAAACCCAAUUAAACAUCUGAACAUUUGCUCAGUGAAAAAGCCUUGGAAAUGCAGUGAGUGUGACAAGUCCUUCAGCUACUACUCAGCUUUUAUCCUCCAUCAGAGGAUUCACACAGGAGAGAAGCCCUAUGUAUGUACUGAAUGUGGAAAGGCCUUCACCCGGAGCUCAUCCCUUAUCCAGCAUCAGAGAGUCCACACUGGAGAGAAACCCUAUGAGUGUAAUGAAUGUGGGAAAGCUUUCAGUCACCGAUCAGCCCUUAUUCAACAUCAUAUCAUUCAUACUGGAGAAAAGCCCUAUGACUGCAGUGAAUGUGGAAAGGCCUUCAACCAGAGCACGUACCUCAUCCAGCACCAUAGAAUACACACUGGAGAGAAACCCCAUAAAUGUAAAGAGUCAGGCCUUACGCAACAUCAGAGAACUCAUACAGGGGAGAAGCCCUACGAAUGUAGUGAAUGUGGGAAGGCUUUCAGUUACUGUUCAGCUCUUAUUCAACAUCAAGGAACCCACACUGGGGAGAAACCUUACAAAUGUCAUGACUGUGGGAAAGCCUUCAGUGACCGCUCAGCUCUCAUAAGACAUCAGAGAAUUCAUACUGGAGAGAAACCUUACAAAUGUAAUGACUGCGGGAAGUUCUUCCUGCAAGCCUCCAACUUCAUCCAGCACCGGCGAAUCCACACGGGUGAGAAGCCCUUCAAGUGUGGCGAGUGUGGGAAGAGCUACAACCAGCGCGUGCACCUCACCCAGCACCAGCGUGUCCACACCGGCGAGAAGCCCUACACGUGCCAGGUGUGCGGCAAGGCCUUCCGCGUCAGCUCCCACCUCGUCCAGCAUCACAGCGUGCACAGCGGCGAGCGGCCCUACGGCUGCCCCGAGUGCGGGAAGAGCUUCGGGCGCCACUCGCACCUGAUCGAGCACCUCAAGCGCCACUUCAGAGAGAAACCCCAUAAAUGUAAUGAAUGCGGGAAGAGCUUUAUUCAGAGCGCACAUCUGAUCCAGCAUCAGCGGAUACACACCGGGGAGAAACCGUUCAGGUGCGACGAGUGUGGGAAAAGCUACAAUCAGCGUGUGCACCUGACUCAGCAUCAGCGGGUGCACACGGGGGAGAAGCCUUACGCCUGCGCCUUGUGUGGGAAAGCUUUCCGGGUGAGGUCUCACCUGGUCCAGCACCAGAGCGUGCACAGCGGGGAGAGGCCCUUUAAGUGUAACGAGUGUGGGAAGGGCUUUGGGAGACGGUCACACCUUGCUGGGCAUCUGCGGCUUCACUCGAGAGAGAAGUCCCACCAGUGUCAUGAAUGCGGAGAAGUCUUUUUUCAGUACGUUAGCCUCAUUGAACACCAGAGGAUCCACACUGGUGAGAAACCCUUUCAGUGUAAAGAAUGCGGCAUGAGUUUCAGUUGGAGUUCCCUUUCUAGACAUCAGAGAAUUCAUACUAGAGAGAAACCCUACAAAUGUAAAGAAUGUGAAAAGUCUUUCAGUCAGAGUUCAAGUCUUAGUCGACAUAAAAGAAUACACACUAGAGAAAAACCCUAUAAAUGUGAAGCAUCUGAUAAAUCCUGUGAGGCGCGGAAUGCAUACCUUACUCAGCAUAAGAAAAUCCACAUGCAAGAGAAGCCUUACAAGUGUCAUGAAUGUGGAAAAGCCUUUGGCCAUAGUUCAAAUCUGUCUCAGCAUCAAAGAAUUCAUACUGAGGAGAAACCCUAUGAAUGUGAUGAGUGUGGGAGGGCCUUCCGGCGCAGCUCACACCUCAUCCAGCAUCGGGUCACCCACACGGGAGAGAUGUCUUACGUGUGUAACGAGUGCGGAAAAGCCUUUGGCCGGAGCUCAAGUCUCCUCCGACAUCAAAGAAUCCACUCUAGGGAGAAACCCUAUGAAUGUACUGAAUGCGGAAAGGCCUUUAGCCAGAGCUCACAUCUAACAGAACAUCAGCGAGUUCACACCAGAGAGAGACCCUACGAGUGCAGCGACUGUGGGAAAGCUUACAGUCGGAACUCACACCUUGUUGAACAUCAGAGAGUCCAUACAGGAGAGACUCCUUAUGGCUGUAAUGAGUGUGGGAAAUCUUUCAGUAGGAGUUCACUCUUUUUCAAACAUCACAGGAUUCACACUGGAGAAAGACCCUAUGACUGCGGGGAGUGCGGCAAGGGCUUUGCGCUGCGCGAGUACCUGCUGAAGCACCAGCGGACGCACCUGGGCCGGCGGCCGCACGUGUGCGGUGAGUGCUGGAAGACCUUCAGCCAGCGCCACCACCUCGCGGUCCACCAGCGCAGCCACACAGGCGAGAAGCCCUUCCAGUGCGCGGACUGCUGGAGGAGCUUCAGCCGCCGGCAGCACCUGCAGGUGCACCGCCGGACACACACUGGCGAGAAGCCUUACACCUGCGAGUGUGGCAAGCGCUUCAGCAGGAACGCCAACCUGGCGGUGCACCGGCGGACCCACACUGGCGAGAAGCCCUAUGGCUGCCAGGUGUGCGGGAAGCGCUUCAGCAAGGGGGAGCGGCUGGUCCGGCACCAGAGGAUCCACACCGGGGAGAAGCCGUACUGCUGCCCGGCCUGCGGCCGCAGCUUCAACCAGCGCUCCAUCCUCAACCGGCACCAGAAGACGCAGCACCGCCAGGAGCCCCCGGGGCAGCCACCUGGAGAUGAUGAGACAGUAGCUGGCUGUUUUUAUAUGAACGCUAAUUUAGGAAAAACAAAGAUGUGCAUGUUGGGGGCCAUGCAAGCACAAUGCAGCCAGUGCCAACAUUUUUGCCUCCAUAAUAAGGUCUUUAGGGCCCACAGUAGACAAAAAUAUUUGAAUGGAUGA